ACUGCACGGCUCGGCACGGCACAGCUUGGUUCGGCACGGUACGGCUCGGUUCGGCACGGCACUGCGGAGCUUGGGCCCCAACUGCCAUGGGAGGCUGUGGCUCAUGGGCAUGGCCAGAGCUGCUGGUUCUGCUGGGCAGCUCCUGGCUGUGGGUGGGCAGUGCCCAGCCCACCCCCCCGAGCCCCACACCCCCCCCCGGGCCCCAGCUGAGGUUCCGCCUGGCCGGGUACCCCCGAAAGCACAACGAGGGCCGAGUCGAGGUCUUCUACAACGACGAGUGGGGCACCAUCUGCGACGACGACUUCACGCUGGGCAACGCUCACGUGCUGUGCCGGCACCUCGGCUUCGUGGCUGCCACCGGCUGGGCUCACAGCGCCAAGUACGGCAAAGGAGUCGGGCGGAUCUGGCUGGACAAUGUGAACUGUGCUGGAAGUGAGAAGAGCAUCGGGGACUGCAAACACCGGGGCUGGGGGAACAGUGACUGCAGCCACGAGGAAGAUGCAGGUGUUGUCUGCAAGGAUGAACGCAUUCCAGGCUUCAAGGACUCCAAUGUCAUCGAGACGGAGCAGAGCCACGUGGAGGAGGUGCGGCUGCGGCCGGUGGUGUCCGGGGGGCGGCGGCAGCUGCCGGUGACAGAGGGCAUCGUGGAGGUGCGCUACAAGGACAGCUGGGCACAGAUCUGCGACCAGGGCUGGAACAGCCACAACAGCCGCGUCAUCUGUGGCAUGAUGGGCUUCCCGGCAGAGAAGAAAGUCAACAGGAACUUCUACAAGCUGGCCUCCAAAUCUCAGCCUAAACAAAAGCGCAGGGAGGACGUAGGGCUCAAGAAGAGGCUCUUCACGGAGCGGCAGCAGCUCAACUACCGCCUGCACUCGGUGUCCUGCACGGGGACAGAGGUGCACCUGUCCAUGUGCUCCUUCGAGUUCUACCGGGGCAACUCCUCAGCAGCCUGCGGGGCCGGCAUGCCUGCUGUGGUCAGCUGUGUGCCCGGGCCCCUCUUCGCCACUGGCAACGCCCACAAGAAGAAACAGCGCCAGCAGCAGCAGGGCCAGCCCCGGAUCCGGCUGAAGGGCGGUGCCAGGGUCGGCGAGGGCCGUGUUGAGGUGCUCAGGAGCAGCGAGUGGGGCACGAUCUGUGACGACCGCUGGAACCUGCAGUCGGCCAGCGUCGUGUGCCGCGAGCUGGGCUUUGGCAGCGCCAAGGAGGCUCUCACCGGGGCACGCAUGGGGCAAGGGACGGGCCCCAUCCACCUGAACGAGGUGCAGUGCCGGGGCACCGAGAAGUCCCUGUGGAACUGCCCCUUCAGGAACAUCACACAGGAGGACUGCAAGCACUCAGAGGAUGCAGCUGUUCGCUGCAACAUCCCCUACAUGGGCUACGAGAACCUGAUUCGGCUGAGCGGGGGCCGGAGCCGCUUCGAGGGGCGGGUCGAGGUGGCGGUGGGGGCUGGCGACGGGGACCAGCCCCGCUGGGGUCUGGUCUGCGGCGAAGGCUGGGGUACGCUCGAGGCCAUGGUGGCCUGUCGCCAGCUGGGUCUGGGAUUCGCUAACCACGGCUUACAAGAGACGUGGUACUGGGAUGCCAGCAACGUGACAGAGAUGGUCAUGAGCGGGGUGAAGUGUGCUGGCCACGAGAUGUCCCUGAGCCACUGCCAGCACCACGGUGCCAGCCUGAGCUGCAGGAACACGGGCACACGCUUCGCUGCGGGCGUCAUCUGCUCCGAGACUGCCUCUGACCUGCUGCUGCACGCACCGCUGGUGCAGGAGACGGCGUACAUCGAGGACCGGCCGCUGCACAUGCUGUACUGUGCCGCCGAGGAAAACUGCCUGGCCAGCUCGGCCCGCUUGGCCAACUGGCCCUACGGACACCGGCGCCUGCUCCGCUUCUCCUCCCAGAUCCACAACCGCGGCCGCGCCGACUUCCGCCCCAAGGCUGGUCGCCACUCCUGGGUCUGGCACGAGUGCCACCGGCACUACCACAGCAUGGACAUCUUCACCCACUAUGACAUCCUGACCCCCAAUGGCACCAAGGUGGCCGAGGGACACAAGGCCAGCUUCUGCCUGGAGGACACUGAGUGUGAGGAAGAUGUGGCCAAGAGGUACGAGUGUGCCAACUUUGGGGAGCAGGGCAUCACCGUGGGCUGCUGGGACCUGUACAGGCACGACAUCGACUGCCAGUGGAUUGACAUCACUGAUGUCAAGCCAGGCAACUACAUCCUGCAGGUCGUGAUCAACCCCAACUUUGAGGUGGCAGAAAGUGACUUCACCAACAAUGCCAUGAAAUGCAACUGCAAGUACGACGGGCACCGCAUCUGGGUGCACAGCUGCCACAUCGGAGAUGCGCUCAGCGAGGAGGCCAACAAGCGGUUUGAGCAGUACCCAGGACUUGCCACCGGCUGCCCUUCCCCACCUUGAGGGGGGCUGGUUCUGGAGGCACCAACACCUGAACCUCCCAGCCUGGGGCUGCCACCCCAACCACUGGCCAGAAGAUGGUGGCCACAUCCCCUGGGCUGUGGCACACGGGUACGGUCUGGGAGGUCCUGCACCCCCCACCGCUCCAUCCCUCCCAUCCCAGCUGCACCCCAAUUCCUAUUCCCCCCCUUCAGCCC
Sturnus vulgaris (Common starling) is the source of this 2608-nucleotide messenger RNA. Lineage: Eukaryota; Metazoa; Chordata; Aves; Passeriformes; Sturnidae. The record is from RefSeq and is a predicted model, not a curated record.